GUUCUUCGGUUGGCCCUGUGAGUCUACUGCACUAUCUCGAUGUCACCUACACCCGGAGCGUAUUUCACACACACAAACACACACACACACACACAUACGAACCCAACAUCCCGAACUCUACCCUCGUGCCGAAGGAGUUGUUAUUGUCACGAAGUUGCUAGACUCGCCUCCCUCAGCCAGCCUCUUUGCUGUGCUAGUUAUGUGCAGGGUUGAGCAAACAACGAUAAUUUAGGCUACAUUCUCGUUCCUCACUUCCACAUGGAUGCCCAGGAGUAUGAGGAAGUCCCGGAGGAAGUUGUGGAAACCUCUUUCAUGUGUGGGGAGUGUUUCCUGCUGUUCCCAACCACAGAAGACUUUAAUGCCCAUCACUGUCAAGUGGCUGAGGUGGUGAAGGUGGAAGAUAACAGUACAGAAGAUGUGGAUGUCAACCAGCCCACUACUUCCACUCUGGAUGAGCCACAGUCUACAGAAAUACAUAUAGCAGGAACAUGGGAGGCUGGAGAGUCCGAGGCAGCCAUGGAGGAAGCUGUGGCCAGCAUCCUUGGAGAGAGAAUGAAGCGGACGGCACUUCAGGAACACCCACCCCCCGGGGUUCAGCUGGGGCACAGCUCAGAAGUGAGUGAAGUUGAAGUGGGGCUUACAAACAUUAAGGAAACCCAAGUGGAUCCUCUUCUGGAGCACACAGUUGAAGACACACAACACAUGGAAGGCAAUGUGCAGUUGGAUGCUGUGGAGAUCCCAACCACAAACCUGUACAUGUAUGACAAUCCUGUGUACCUCAACCGCCUCAUGAAGGACAACACGUUUGGCCGGCGGGUGCGUCAUGAUGCCCCAUACAGCCAACGUUUGGGUCCAUGGGAUAAUAAAUCCAGUCGCAUGCUCAUACGACUCCUUGGGGAAUAUCCAAGAGCGUAUUUCAUUUUGGAUAAAGAGUGUAAAAGAACAGAGGCUUGGGAGAUUAUUCGCAUCAGGCUGGCUGAGGCUGACUAUCAGUUCACGGUGUUGCAGAUUCGCAUGCGUUGGCGGGAGCUGUGCAAAAAAUACCGGAACACCGUCAAUCAUAAUGACAUGUUUAAAACAAGAAAAACUUGCCAAUUCUUUGAUGAAAUGAAUGAGCUUUUUGGAGUCUGGGAUCACCCGGCCACACUUCUGCUGAUUCGGCAACUUGAAGCCAAUGGGGGCAAACCUCUAGGCCAGAAUGGAGGAACUCGUAUGAGAAUCAAAGUGUGGGAGCACAUACGUCAGGUGUUGGCAUCACACGGCUACAAGUAUACCGCUGAUCAAGUUCAGGGUCGCUGGAGUAACCUGGUGACUCUGUACCAGAGGAUGGUGGAGCACAACUCACGGCCACACAAUGAGCCCAUCACCAUUGCCUUCAAGGAUCACAUUGAACGAAUAUUCAACUAUGUUCCAGAGCGUAACUCAAAGUGGCUUAAGAUAAUGGAGAAACGUGGAAAAUAUCCCAAGUCAUUGCCAAAAAAGUGGACUGUACCAGUGGAGCGGAAGUUGCUGACCUACUACAAUGAGAGAGUGUAUCGUUUUAAUAAUGACCACAUUGAUAACACCACAUUAUGGAAGGAAAUAGUUCAGAAAUUGGAAGAUGAAGAGGGAUACAGUACUACCAUUGAAAAGGUGCGAACUCGCUUCUAUGAACUGACCAAACAGUUUUCAAUGACUGAGCAACACAAUUCUCAGCCCGGCACAAUACGUCGAGAGUGCAAACACCAUGAAAUGCUAUCUGAGAUUUAUAACAUCUACAACUUUUGGCCUCAUGAUAGAUCAACAAUUAAAAUGGAAAAGACCAAUACCAUAAGAAUGAGACAAGUCAACACUCAAUUGAUGUGGAAUGAAGAUCAGUCCCGUACUCUGCUUCAGCUGUAUCCACAGGUUUUGAUGUCCCAUGUCACAAGUGGAGACCACCAGCCAAUGGAGGAACUGUGGCUGCAGUUGGCAAAGGCAUAUAUGAAUGCUACAAAUGAUCGAAAACAGUGCUAUGAGAUUGAGGAACACAUUGCCUUGAUGCGCCGGGGGUACCACAGCCAGAACCCAUUUCCUUUUGUUACUGAAAUGCAACUUCUGGAGGAAACAGAAUCAACUUUUGGUUUUGUUCCUGAUUCUCUGCCAAUUUCCGGUGACCAGUUGAUCUCAUAUUGGAGUCACAGAGCCGCACACCUCCUCUUAGAUUUGGUUAUUCAUCACCGCCAGGAAGGAGUAAAAAAUUCAGGGCUCUUUGAAGCAAUCAGUCGAGACCUUGCUGAUUAUGGAUAUAGAUACACUGGGGAAGAGUGUCGCGUGUACUAUUCCUUACUGAGGCAGGUGUACACUAACAGACUGAGGACCAUCAAGCGCAACAAGGAAAUGAUCAAACCUUUCCCAUACAUGGACAAGAUGGCAGAAGUGGACGCUGUUGUUUCACAACCAAAGUUUAUUGAAACCCCAGAAAAUCGUCACGCUGUACUUAGUGCUGCAGCUUCUAAACUGGAUGAGCUAAAGGGAAAGGAGGGUGAGGUACAGAUGCACCAUAUUGCUCACUGGCUGAUGAAUCUGAAAAUGUCCCUCAAGUGUAAAGAAGGUGUUGUUCCCCCUCCUUCUGUUAAGUGUCUGGCUCGCAUCUUGGCCGAGGCAGUAGAAGAUUCCUCACAUGAAGGAAAUUUGAAUAAGUGCUGUGCUGCUCUUAGUGACCAUCUAAACCAUCUCAAAUUGAUAGCAGGAAAAGGAAUACCAAAUGUUGAAAGUAACAUUACGUACAAAAGCAAAGGAAGGAAGACAACUGCAAAAAGUGUACCUCAGCCAAAAUAUGGAAAUGUUCAGUGGACAGAAAAAAACCUGAUUACUAUGCUAAGGAUCAUCAAAGAGUGGAAGCUUCUGUGUCAUGAUAGUGCUGAGGCAGAAGUCGUGCUGGGAAGUAGGCAGCCCGUAUGGAGGGAAGUGGCAUCAAGUAUCAGCGACCACUACAAGCUUGACCCUAUUAAGUGUUAUGAACGGUUCACCCAGCUUUGCCGGGAGUACAAGAGUGUAGUGACCUUCAAUGCCCGCCUUGGUAAAGCUGAAGGAGUUAAGUCUGUCGUGUGUCAGGGAUUGAUGGACUUCAUCAUGUCACUUGAUGUUUUCCAUGAUGCUCAGCUGGAUAUAAGAGACAGGUGGUGGGCGAGUGAUAAAAGUAGAAGCUGGGGACAUGAUGAGACUCUAGACCUUAUUUUCACUGUGAGGGAAUUGUGGACUGGAUCAGCCAAAGUGAACUGGGAUGUGGUAAGUGAUAUGAUGGCAGGUAGUGGCUACGAACAUAGUAGUGAGAGCUGCCAACAACGAUUUCAUUAUCUGUACAAGAGUUACCAGACAGCAGUGGAGCACAACCAGCACUGCAGCAUGAGGACUCGCCGCCGGCCUCCAUUUUACUACAAGAUGAGAGAUCUUUUUGGUACUUGUGAUGUAAAUUCUGCACUUGUAACAGAGGCAGCUGAAAAUCAAAAUCAAGAAAUCUGUCUUGAUAAAACACAAGUCUUGCCUGUGCUUGUUACCUUACUGGGGAAAGUUAAGGGUCAUUAUUGUCACAGUGUUCCACGAAGACCCCUCCUCUUGCUUCUUGCCCAGAAACUCAAUGAACAUUUUCAGUGUACAACGUCUGUCUUUAAUUCUUGCAAUGUGUGGAAACUUAUGGUCCAUCUCCACCAAGUUCAUUAUGAUGCUGCAGAACAUAACACCACAGUACAAGAGGACAUGAAUCUCGGGGAUCUAUGGCAGAAGAACCCCAAGCCAGUGGUGGCAUAUGGUCUUCAUGCUCUUCCUCUUCCUGGCUGGGAAAAGGCAUGCAAGUGGAAAAUCAAUGAGUUAUACUUGCUCAUAGAAGCUGCUGUCGACUUUGUGCUUCAGCAGCCAGGUUUGGAGCAGAAAGGCAAGACUGUUGAGACAGUUGCAAGCGAGUUACUGAAUGUGCAUGGUUAUGAAAAAACUAUGGAGCAGUGUCAAGAACAAUGGCAAUACAUAGUGACUACUUUCCAGAGAGGUGGCUAUAUGCAGUUUAAGGGUCAAUUUAACCUCAUCCAUAUUUUGGCCCCUUCUUUGCUGGUAUCACUCACUAAUAAUGUUUAUACCAGUGUGUCAGUAGCAACAAGUCAUCAGCAGCAACAUAUGCCCCAUGGAGCUGAAAAAACUACCGUCGCAUCAGCUCCAGAAAUUAGAGAUGCUGCAGUGAUACAUACUUUAAAAAAAAGAAAGGUGGGAAGCCAUCAUUGUAUUAGACUGGCAUCAAAGGAGGAAGCUGAUGAUGGUAAUGAAACUAGGUCAUCAGAAAAUAUUGCAUCCUAUGUACAGAUCAAUGUUCCAAACAACAGGAGUAUUGGAAAACAUCAGGCUCAGGUUUCUAUUAGCGAAGUAAAAAGAGAGGGGGGUUCAGUUUCACAUUGUACAGAGAAGGGUGUUGACAUUUCUGCUGAUAAGAAAAAUGGACAUAGUGUACUAAGGAAACAAAAAUCAAGCCAAAGGAAAAUCAAUACUAAACAAGUAAGUACUUCACCUACUGAUGUAAAGUUGACAGACUCCAAACCCUCCUUGGAAAAAGCAGAUAGCAUAAAAGCACCAAAAGAUAAAGUGCAAGUGGAAGUUUUAAGUAUAAGAAAAAACAAAAACUCCAAAUUAAUUGAAUGUCGCACAGUGGAAGGCACCAGCCCUGCCCGGACACUUAAGCUUUACUAUCCAAUAGACCACCCUCUACCUCCAAGUGUUAGGUACUUGUACAUUCCUCAAGGUAUGUUUCAUCCAAACUGUGGCUCUCUAUCAGGGAAAGAUCCAUUACCAAAUUCUCCAGAUAACCCAAUUAAAGCUUCAUCUGUGACAUAUGGCAAACAGAAGUUAAAUUGUGAAGGUGAUGAGCAAAAUGAAGACCUGGAUGGAUUAUCAGGAUACUGUGCUGUAGCUACUGAUACAACAAUAAGCUCAGAAAAAGAAGCUAUGUUGGGGCUUCUGUCUCAGUACAGUCAACAUUGCCAACAGGAAAAGCAAAGAUUACAUGACAUAAUUCAAGAAUAUCAUCAGGGUGACAUUUCUGCACUGAAAAAAGUUCUCUCUGUAUUUAAGGAACUCCAAGAGUGUGUCUGAUAUCCAUUUUUGUAUUUAUUGUUUUUUUUUUCUUUUCUUUUUUCUUUUUUUCUUUUCUUUUUUUUUCUGUGUGUGUGUCAGAACAUAUUUUAUACUGUGAUAAAGUAUUUUUUUAUUAUUCCUUCACUCAAGCUAAGUGGUGCCUUGAUGGCUUUAGUGAAUGUAAAACAACACAUACACACACACACACACACACACACACCAUGAAAUUUCUAGAAAAAAGGAGAACUGAAUCAAGAUUCUACUAUAAUUUCAAAGGAGGUUAUGUAGUCCAAGCAUUGUACAUAGGCCUCAGGUCAGAUGAUUCUCGAGACAGAUCAGCCUGAGGGCAAAUAGGCCUCAGGACAGUUGAUUUUCAGGACACUUGGUAGUUAAACCAUUUUGUCCCAAAAAUAUAAUAUGGAUUAUAGGUUUUGUGAAGGCAACAUGUGGAUCCACACACCAUUAUAACAUUUGCCAACCCAUCCAGUACUUACUUAAUCACAUAAUCACAUCCACCCAUCCAUUCACAGUAGCAGAGUGGGAGAGGGAUGAGGGGAGGCAUGCCCCUCCCAUGCCAAGUCUGUUCUCCAACUAGCCAAAAACUCCUUCAUUAACAGAAAGUGUCAAAACCUUUCAAGAUCUAACUCCCCUUGUGACUUCUGGCAUCUAGCCAAAAAUAUCUCCUAUAACUUUGCUUCUUCUUUCCCUCCUUUAUUUCAACCAGAUGGCACUACUGCUAUUACAUCUAUUUCUAAAGCUGAACUCUUUGCUCAAACCUUUGCUAAAAACUCUACCUUGGAUGAUUCUGGGCUUGUUCCUCCCUCUCCUCCACCCUCUGACCACUUCAUGCUACCUAUUAAAAUUCUUCGCAAUGAUGUUUUCCAUGCCCUUGCUGGCCUAAACCCUCAGAAGGCUUAUGGACCUGAUGGGGUCCCUCCUAUUGUUCUCUAAAACUGUGCCUCUGUGCUUGCACCUUGCCUAGUGCAAGCACAGUGCCUAGAGCUCUUUCAGCUCUGUCUGUCAACAUCUACCUUUCCUUCUUGCUGGAAGUUUGCCUACAUUCAGCCUGUUCCUAAAAAGGGUGACCGUUCUAAUCCCUCAAACUACCGUCCUAUUGCUUUAAUUUCCUGCCUAUCUAAAGUUUUUUAAUCUAUCCUCAACAGGAAGAUUCUUAAACAUCUAUCACUUCACAACCUUCUAUCUGAUCACCAGUAUGGGUUCCAUCAAGGCCGCUCUACUGGUGAUCUGGCUUUCCUUACUGAGUCUUGGUCAUCCUUUUUUAGAGAUUUUGGUGAAACUUUUGCUGUUGCCUUGGACAUAUCAAAAGCUUUUGAUAGAGUCUGGCACAAAGCUUUGAUUUCCAAACUACCCUCCUACAGCUUCUAUCCUUCUCUCUGUAAUUUCAUCUGAAGUUUCCUUUCCAACCGUUCUAUUGUUGCUGUGGUAGACAGUCAUUGUUCUUCUAAAUCUUUUAACAGUGGUGUUCCUCAGGGUUCUGUCCUGUCACCCACUCUCUUCUUAUUAUUCAUUAAUGAUCUUCUAAACCAAACUUCUUGUCCUAUCCACUGCUAUGCUGAUGAUACCAUCCUGCACUUUUCCACGUCUUUUCAUAGACAUCCAACCCUUCAGGAAGUAAACAUUUCACGCAGGAAAGCCACAGAACGCUUGACUUCUGAUCUUUCUAAAAUUUCUGAUUGUGGCAGAGCAAACUUGGUAUUGUUCAAUGCUUCAAAAACUCAAUUCCUCCAUCUAUCAACUCAACACAACCUUCCAGACAACUAUCCCCUCUUCUUCAGUGACACUCAACUGUCCCCCUCUUCUACACUGAACAUCCUUGGUCUGUCCUUUACUUAUAAUCUGAACUGGAAACUUCACAUCUCAUCUCUAGCUAAAACAGCUUCUAUGAAGUUAGGUGUUCUGAGACGUCUCCGCAAGUUUUUCUCAGCUUUUCCCGCCAGCUGCUAACUCUGUACAAGGGCCUUAUCCGUCCAUGUAUGGAGUAUGCUUCACAUGUCUGGGGGGGUUCCAUUCAUACUGCUCUUCUAGACAGGGUGGAAUCAAAAGCUUUUCGUCACAUCAACUCCUCUCCUCUAACUGACUGUCUUCAGUCUCUCUCUCAUCGCUGCAAUGUUGCAUCUCUAGCUGUCUUCUACCGUUAUUUUAAUGCUAACUGCUCUUCUGAUCUUGCUAACUGCAUGCCUCCCUUCCUCUCGCGGCCUCGCAGCACAAGACUUUCUUCUUUCUCUCACCCCUAUUCUGUCCACCUCUCUAACGCAAGAGUUAACCAGUAUUCUCAAUCAUUCAUCUCUUUCUCUGGUAAAAUCUGGAACUCCCUGCCUGCUUCUGUAUUUCCACCUUCCUAUGACUUGAGUUCCUUCAAGAGGGAGGUUUCAAGACACUUAUCCUUCAAUUUUUGACUACCGCUUUGGACCCUUUUUAUGGGACUGGAAUUUCAGUGGGCAUUUUUUUUUUUUUUAUUGGAUUUUUGUUGCCCUUGGUCAGUGUCCCUCCUACAUAAAAAAAAAAAAAAUGCUAUGGCUGUGACCCCUAUUUUAGAGCAGUGCCCCCUUUGGAAUAAUUAUAGAAAUUGGUAACACACUGAUAAAAAAAAAAAUUCAUACUCCUGGUUGAUUAAAAAAAAGUUUGGGUAAGGUAACAGACAUUUAAUAAGACGUAUUUAAUAUAAGUUUAAUUAAUGUACACAGCAUGGUUGUUUAAUAUGAGCGUGGCGCGCUUCCUCUCCUUGUUUACUUUUAUUCCUUUAUUU
Scylla paramamosain (green mud crab) is the source of this 7843-nucleotide messenger RNA. RefSeq lists its product as uncharacterized. The transcript has 24 exons. The record is from RefSeq and is a predicted model, not a curated record. NCBI's taxonomy places the organism in Eukaryota, Metazoa, Arthropoda, Malacostraca, Decapoda, Portunidae. The coding region runs from base 259 to 5094 and encodes 1611 amino acids.